Messenger RNA from Gavia stellata (red-throated loon), 6188 nucleotides. RefSeq names its product caspase 8 associated protein 2 (gene CASP8AP2). Gene Ontology annotation, cellular component: mitochondrion; PML body. The transcript has 10 exons. The coding region runs from base 63 to 6134 and encodes 2023 amino acids. Lineage: Eukaryota; Metazoa; Chordata; Aves; Gaviiformes; Gaviidae. The record is from RefSeq and is a predicted model, not a curated record. Gene Ontology annotation, biological process: Fas signaling pathway; extrinsic apoptotic signaling pathway via death domain receptors. Gene Ontology annotation, molecular function: transcription corepressor activity.
CCGGGGGCUGCGGGCCGCGGCGCGGCGGCUGACCGAUGGGGAAGCUAUAGGGAGUUUGUACCAUGGCAACAGAUGAGGAUGGACUGGGACUGUUUGAUAUCCGCUACGGUGCUGAAACUUCCCCCUUCAAGGAAGGUGAUGAGAGCUCAGUGGAUAUUUAUGAUGGCUUGGACAAUGGUUUGACAGUUCCUGACAAUUCUGCUCCAAAUUCUACACCAGCUGGAAACAGCUUGAAUUUAUUUGAUGAGAUAUUAAUUGAAGAAGGGACUGCAAAGGAAGCAUCCUACAAUGAGUUGCAGGCAGAAUAUGGAAAAUGUCAGCAGCAAAUUAAAGAGUUGAUGAAGAAAUUUAAGGAAAUACAGGCACAGAAUGUUAUUCUACAGAAUGAAAACCAAGCUCUCAAAAAGAAUAUUUCAGCACUUAUCAAAACAGCAAGAGUGGAAAUUAACCGUAAGGAUGAAGAAAUCAGUAAUCUCCAUCAAAGGCUAUCGGAAUUUCCCAAUCAUCGAAGUACCUUCACCAGAACAUACCUUCCAGGAUCAACUAAUGGAAGAUGCUCGGAGAUGUGUAAAACAAAGGUUUCCAAAUUCAGACCUUCUGAUUCAGGUGACAGUAUAAAGAUGGAGCAUAGAAUAAAAAAUGACUGUUCAAAAGAUACAUACCACAGUUACUCAUCUCAUAAUACGGACAACGGGAAGUCUAGCUCUGAAAAAAGAAACACUUCAUAUUUACUGAGAUACCCUCCCGAAGAGCUCUGCAACAAUGAUACUUAUACAUGUCUACCGAACUAUGACCAUAGGUCCAACAAGGAUAACAGAAAGGAAAGAAAAGACAUGAAAAUUAAUGAACAAUAUAGUAGGGGACAUGUCAAUAAAUACAAAAGGGAAGUACAUCAGAGUACCGGAAACAAUGGUAACUGUAGCAAUGGUGACAGCGAAGAGGGGAAUUCAGAUCCUCAGCAAAAGCUGAAAACCCUUUCAGAGAAGUCUAGUAAAAAUGAGUCGCAGCAAAAAAGUCAGAGCGUAAAACUCAAAUGCAGUCCAAGUGUAGAAAGAAAAGUAGAAAGGGGUGUUUCUUCUUGGGAGAAACAAACUACUGGUAAAGACAGAUUUCAAACAAGAGGUGAAUUGCAUGCUGAUGAGCGAUCACAAAAUUUAUUAAAAAAAGACAUUAAAACACAUGAUAAAGAUGAAAAAAAUGCUGGCCAAAGGAAUAAACCAAACGAAAAGCUACAAGAGCAACCAAGGAGGUCUGGUAGAGGGAGUAGUCCACACUCAAAGCACGAACAUUCAAAGAGCCUUCAUGAAUCACGUAAAUGUCGUGUGGAAGAGCCUAGAAAAGGAAGAGACAUUGACUGCAAGAGAGACAGGGGAACAAAUGAUCAUAGUUCUCGAGAAGAAAGGACUUCACCUUCUAAUUCCAACAGCAGAGAGCAUAAAUACGCACGCUUGAAGGAAAAUAGUAGUAGAUAUGAAUGGGAAACAGCGCAUUCCAAAUCAGAAAGACACAGAACUGAAGAAAAAAGGAAAAGAGAAAGAGAGAAUCAAGAUGAAAAUAGACAUUUUAGAAAUGAAAGAAAAGUUGCAAAAGAGAUUUCUCACCAAUCUGGAAAAGAAUCCAAGAAAGGUGCAGAUGUUACAAAAAGUGAGAGAAACAAGUCCUAUAAGCUAGAAGAAACCUACAGGGUAGCAGAUAGCAUAAAAGACCAUAAAAUUCCCAAAACUGACCACACUGGGACAAAAAGCAAAGACUUAAAACUUAGCUUUAUGGAAAAGCUAAAUUUAACUCUUUCUCCUGCUAAGAAACAAUGUCUCUCUCCAACAGAUGGACUUAAAACACCUUCCCAAAAGGCCACUGAUGAGGGAAGUACAGAACUCACGCUGCAGGCAGAACUGUUAGAUUGUGCCUACUCUGUUAACUGUGCUCCCACAGAGCAAGCCAAUUCAAUACUACAAGUUCUGGACAGUGCAGCUCAAAGCAGUGUGGAACCAGCACUGCCUGUUUCUGUCAGUUCCGAAAAUGAAGUCUUGAAAAAAGCAGCAGCAGAUCCAACACAGUCUGAAGCAUUGCCAGUAGUGGCAACUGAUGAACUGAGCUCAGAAGUCUUAUCAGAAGCAGAAGUGGGUCAGGUACAGCCCCAAGCCUUGCCAGGAGCACCAGAGGUACUGGUUCCUGAUGAGAUGCAGGCUGAAACAUUGUCAGUGGCAGCAGAGGCUUGUGAGCUGGUUGAAUCGGAAGCCUCAGCAACAGCAGCGGCAGUGAUAGAUCUGAAUCACCCUGAACCUUUGCCCCUGGAGGUGGCAGGGAGUGUGGCACAGUGUGAAAACUUGCCUGUGACAGUGGGUGUGAUGCAGGAUGAUAAUGUACCAGCAGCAGAAGUGACACAAUCUCAACCUGCCAGUGCAAGUAUGGGAGCCCUUCCAGAGUCAGCAGCAGAGCAGAAAGAGGAAGAUAAAAUAUGGCUGGCUGCUGACAUAGAAAGCUCAGCAGACCAACGUGGCUCUCAAAACCUUGUCUUAGAUGACUCGGAAGCCAAAAAUUCUGGUGACCUGGAGUCCUGUGAUGUUGCAGAUGAUACUAGUGAAACAAAACCAGACUCUUUAAUGGAAAUAGUGAAGGACGAUGAUCACUUGGCUACAGAAAAUGUUGAGUGUUCCGCUGAGAAAAACAGUAUCUGCAAAAUUAAUAUGAGUACAUCUCAGUCACCUGACAGAACUAUGUUAACUGAUAAGGAUGAACCAUUAGCUGACCAGAAUGCUUGUGAUCUGGAGCCAGACCUAAUUGAAAUCAGUACUGCAGCAUCUUCUCUUAGUGGUGAGAUGUAUCCUAGAACUAAAGAGAGAGAAACUAACCCAGUUCCUGUUGAUGAUGACAGCUCAAUACUGAGCAUUGAUCUCAAUCACUUGAGGUAUAUUCCAAAGGCAAUCAGCCCACUGAACAGUCCAAUGCGCCCUUUGGCUAAGGCACUUAAGAUGGAAAGUCCCUGCAAAGGUCUUGUGAAGAGUUACAACAAAGAUUUAGUUCCUGAAAGUACGGUGGUUGUUUGUCCCUCAAAGAAUUUGUCAAAGGAGGUAAACAAAGAAAAUCAAAAGCCAGUUAGCAUGUCUGAUGAACACUUAGAGAUGGAGUCCCAGCUGAGUAUCUCUUCAGAUGAAAUAGAAGAAGGAGAAAUCAUAAGUAGUGAUGAAGAUGAAGAAAAAUCUGAACCAGAAAGAUGCUCUGAAAAGACAAAAAAGUCAAGACCAAAAGCUCCUCCUGAGACACGAAAUUUGACCAGCGGUCCACAGAAUCAAAAAAGCAAAACUGUGUGUUGCAAUGAAGAUAAAGGAAAAUUUGUUUCUGUGAAAGUAAGUACAAAGAAGAAUGGAGAGAGGCAUAAAAAUCAGACUUUCAGAUGUUCAAAGGAUAUGAAGAAAAAUAAAACUGUGAGCAUUGCUUGUCUUGAAAAAAUAGUUCAUGUUAUUGUUGAACCUUCAAAUGUACAAGAAAUCAUGCAGAUGCUAAGAGGUAUACGAAAGCAGAUGAGGAAAAAUUAUAUGAAGUUCAAGGUACACUUUCCAGUUCAGCAUUUUCACAGAAUUAUAGAAUCUGGUAUCAUAAAUUUUACAUCAUUAAUAAAAUACUUGAACUUUGCCAAGAUGUCUACAUUAGGUGAGACAUUAAAAUUGAAUAUCUGUGAUAUUAUAGAGUCCAAACUUAAGCAAGUUAAAAAGAAUGCAAUAGUGGACCGUCUUUUUGAACAACAGAUAUCAGAUAUGAAAAAACAGUUAUGGAAAUUUGUAGAUGAACAGCUUGAUUACUUAUUUGAAAAGAUACGGAGAAUUAUAAUAAAACUAUGUGAUGUGGUAAAUGUGGGAAAUGAGAGUGAGGAAGGGAAGUUUGAAAGACCAGGAAGGCAAAAACACAAAAUCAGUCAUAAAAAUGAUGUGCAAAGAUCUAGAAAAAAGACCCUAAAUGCCAGACCUCAAAAGGCUGAAGAAUAUAUCCAUUCGAAGCAAAUUGUGGAUUGUCAACGACCUAAGUGUCACCAUGAGAAAACUAAAACAGAUGCACCAAAAACUGCCUUUACAAAAUGUCUUAACUCCAUUGAUAACACAAGGAAUUCCCAAACCAAAGUGCACCUCUCUAAAGAGAAUAGUUUGCAAGGCACUCUCACUCCAUUGAAGGGUGUAAAAUAUGAAAAGGAAGGAUUCCAGCUGUCCAGAGAUGCUAACAAGUCUGAUCUUAGUUAUGAGCUUCUCACAGAACAACAAGCAUCCAGUCUUACUUUUAAUCUUGUAAGUGAUGCUCAAAUGGGUGAAAUUUUCAAAAGCUUAUUGCAAGGUUCUGACCUCUUGGAAAAAAAUGGUGGCAAUAUUGACAGACAUGAGUGGGAAUUCAGGACACCAGAAAAACAGUUUUUAGACAGUCAUAAAUGCAGAGGUAACACGGCUGGACUGGUGCAUGAGAUUCCUCCAAAGGAGGCUUCUGUGGAAUCUCGACCAGUAGAGGACAUUAACUGGCCUAUUGUUUCACCUGUAAGAGCUCCCUCUUUAACAUCUAGGCUUCAGAUGUCUGUUGAUCCAGACGUACUAGAUGAAAGCUGUAUGUUUGAGGUUCCUACAAAUGCAGCUUCAUGCAAAGAAGAUGAAUGCAGUUUACAGAAGAAUAAAUCAUUUGUUUCUUCUAUCCUCCUUGAAGAUUUGGCUGUUUCCUUAACCAUUCCAUCACCUUUGAAAUCAGAUGCUCACCUCAGCUUCCUAAAACCUGAGAAUAAUUCUAGCUCAACUCCCGAGGGUGUUCUCAGCGCACAUUACAGCGAAGAUGCACUUCUUGAGGAGGAGGAUGCCACUGAACAAGACAUUCAUUUGGCUUUAGAAUCUGAUAACUCAAGCAGUAAAUCAAGUUGUUCUUCAUCAUGGACAAGUCGGCCUGUUGCUCCCGGUUUUCAGUGUCGCCCCAGCCUACCAAUGCAAGCAGUAAUCAUGGAGAAAUCCAAUGAUCAUUUUAUUGUAAAGAUUAGGCGUGCGGUGCCAUCUACCUCACCAGCAUCUGAUCAGACGGCUUCAGUGAAGGAAGCACAGCCAUCCUCAACCAAGAACGGAAAACAAGAAAUGAAAAGUGGUGAAAAAGAAAGGGUCAGUCAGAGUGCCACAGCAGCUGCUGUGCAGGAAACCGUCAGACCAGAUCUGGUUAAAAUGGAUCAGUUGCCUCAUGUCAGCACUGGACAAGAACAAAAUCCUGCCUUAUCUCAGCCUCUAAAGGAGUCGCAUAAUAGUAUUGGAAAGGAAGAAACUACUGGGUUGCUUGGACCCUGUAGAAAAUCUUCAAACACAGAGGGCCAGGACACUGGAAGCCCAGAUGAAGGCUCUGAGCAAUCUCAGAGACACAAAUUGAAAGUAUCUGAAAAUGUAAAUGAAAUGGGUGUUAGAUCUCAGGCUUCUUUUCCUGCUGGAUGCAGUGUAGAGUCAUACAUAGACUUAACAGAUGAUAUUGUUAGUGAAACUUCAUGCCUUGCAGUGGAAUCCACUGCAGAUAACAGGACUCGGGGAACUUCUACAGCUAACUCGGAAAACAGUGAUAAAAAGGAAGAAUUGGAAAAGUGCUCUGAUGCAUUUGUAGACUUAACAGAAGAGCUUUCCAAUGAGGCUGUAGCAGGUGAAUGUGAUCUUGAAACAAAAUCCACUUCAAAUACUGAUGUAGGAUGCCAGAUAAGUAUAGAUGGUAAAACUACUAAAAAAAGGAAAAAGGAGGCUGUCGGAGAGAAUUCCAACUCAAAAAGGCAACGAAAAGAAACUGAAUCAUCAGGUGAAGGGGGCGAUGCAAGUGGUGUGAAACCUGAAGAGGUAAAUUCAGCACCCAAACAAUGUUCUAAUAAGAAGAAUGAGUUGCAGCAGAACAAAGACUCUUCUCCUUUGGCUUCGUCUUCAUCGUCACCUAGUCUGUAUGCCAAAAACAUCAUUAAAAAGAAGGGAGAAGUAGUAGUUUCCUGGACGAGAAAUGAUGACCGAGAAAUUUUACUGGAAUGUCAGAGAAAAGGACCAUCAAGCAAAACCUUUGUUUCCUUAGCCACUAGGCUGAACAAAAGCCCAAAUCAGGUUUCAGAAAGAUUCAAGCAGUUAAUGAAGCUGUUCAAGAAAUCCAAGUGCAAGUAAACUUACCACCAAGUUGCUUCAUGGUUACAGGGUUUAGCUGUUACCAGUAACGAU